Messenger RNA from Neodiprion virginianus, 2261 nucleotides. It is a transcript of the gene exex, whose product is annotated as box A-binding factor-like. The transcript has 4 exons. The coding region runs from base 50 to 1759 and encodes 569 amino acids. The record is from RefSeq and is a predicted model, not a curated record. Gene Ontology annotation, molecular function: DNA-binding transcription factor activity, RNA polymerase II-specific; sequence-specific double-stranded DNA binding. Gene Ontology annotation, cellular component: nucleus. NCBI's taxonomy places the organism in Eukaryota, Metazoa, Arthropoda, Insecta, Hymenoptera, Diprionidae. Gene Ontology annotation, biological process: spinal cord motor neuron cell fate specification; neuron projection morphogenesis; central nervous system development.
UGGGUACCUCGGUGGUGUUUGUAGAGAUACUGCAGCGUCAACAGGUGCGAUGCACUACGUGGGCGCGAAUAGUCAGAUGGUAACAUCGGACGAGAUGCAUCACAUCCACCAGCAGCAACAGCAACAACAACAUCAGCAGCACUCGUCGCGUCAGCAGCACAUCUACACGAGUAUCCAACAUCGUCUCCAAGAGUCCGAAGCGAGUUCGCCGUGUUCCGACGAAGAGACAAAGUCGCCGCAACGUCUCCACGACCUGAGAGUGAGAUCACCAGACCCGUCCGAUGAUCGGGGAACGGUAAGAUUUCGCGACGAGGUAACGACGACGACGACGCCGCAGCAGCAGCACCAGCACAAUCAGGGUACAAAACGUUUCAAGGACGAAAUAAUCCCAGCAAAAUCACCAGCCUCACCGAACAAUCUACAACAUUCGAACAACUUCACCUCAAGUCCUCAGAGCACCCCUAACCACGUGGUCCAUAGUCACAACACCGUCGGAAAGACGUCGUUUUGCAUCGACGCGCUACUAGGCAAAGCGAUAACGACGAGUACGACGGUAGUCGAAGCGACUCACCUUGACGACCAGCAUCGUCACGUCACUGCCGAAGUCCCGACCAAAAAGGGUUUCAUGGACCAAGCCAAUCGGAGGUCCGAGUCACCCCUGACAUCCGUAGGACGUCACGACUCCAGGGACCAACAGGUAGGUCAUCCUCUCCAGGCCCUGAUUCAGCAGGACCAUCAUCACCACCAUCAUCAUCAUCACCAUCAGCAGCAGCAGCAGCAGCAGCACGUCAAGCAUCCCCAUCACCAUCAUCAUCAACCGAGGAUGCAGAGCAGUCUUCAGGUGAUGCAGUUCGGUUUGUCGGAAAGCACGGGUAGACGUCAGAGCAGCGGUGAUCGUCUUCAAGGUCAGGACAACACGGAGGACGAGGGCAGUGCCGAUAGGACCGGAAGCGCGAGUCCCGGAAGCAACGCCAGCUGCAGAAGCCACGCGUCGAGUCCCCCGAUUUCACCGGGAUCCGAAGACCCAACGGGAAACGGAACGACGACGGGUCAGCAAAACCCCGCACCGUCGCCCUACGGCGUUAAUCCGGGAUCGGUAGCCAGGCAGGGACAAGGCCUCCUCCUGCAUCCCGGAGGACCGCUUAUUCAUCCCGGAGGACUUUACUACCACCCGGCGGGAGGGAGUGCCUUUCACUCGAUACACAAGGAGGGCCAGCCCGUCGGUCAUCCGCAAUCCGGGGCGCCGCAUCCUCAGCAGCACCACAUCCACCCUCUGCAACUCGAGUGGCUCGCUAGAACCGGAAUGCUGUACCCGAGACUGCCGGCUGACCUGGUCGGUUGCGCGGCUCAGCACACUCUUCUCGGUAAAACAAGACGUCCGCGAACGGCGUUCACGUCGCAGCAACUUUUGGAACUUGAGAAACAGUUUCGUCAGAACAAAUAUCUCAGCAGACCAAAGAGAUUCGAGGUCGCGACAUCGCUUAUGCUUACGGAAACCCAGGUGAAAAUCUGGUUUCAAAAUCGUCGGAUGAAAUGGAAGAGGAGCAAAAAGGCCCAGCACGAGGCCCGAGGGAGCAACGGUGCGGCCGUUGGAAAAUCUGAGGAUAACGGAAACACGCGAAGCGGCGACCGGGAGAGCGGAAGUGACAUAAGCAUAAGCGCGGCAAGCGUCGGGGAGGAGAGCCGAAGGACCUCGCAGGAGACGCAGAGAGGGAUCACGGAAUUACACGAGACUCUUUAUCGUCCUUACGUCGUUUAAUUUCUCGACGAGUGACGAAUUGUUGUUUUUUCUUCUUUUUUUUUCUUUUUUCUUUUUCUCUCUUUGCUCUUACAUCCGUCAUUUCAACAAUUACCUUUCCUUUCUUCUUCGAUCUUAAUCAAUAGGAAAAUUCAUGAUCUUUGUAUAUAGUUCAACGUAUAUACACAGGCAUAUAAACUUGAUGUAAAUACAAUUUAGCCACAUUCGAUUUAACCGGAUUUAUAUGCAUACGAAUAAUUAAAUAAUAUGUAAAUAUAUAUAUAUAUAUAUAGGUAUGUAGAGAUGUACUUGGUGUAAAAAGUAAUAAUUACUGCAAUUAUAAUAUAAACAAUAAUAACGAUUGAUCAGGAUUCGCGAGAGAAAAAAAAAAUCCGUAAUAUCAUCACGCGCAUUGAUAUAUUAUAACAUUCAUUUAUAAAUAGAUAGACGGACGGAUGGAUAGAUAGGUAGAAGAAAAAAAAAUAUUUAUUACAUGUAUAAUAAUAUACCUAAUGUUCUAUAA